CAACAACACUCUCUACGCUUAGUCUCAUCAUUUUUCGAUUUGAGAGAAUAUUCAACGGCGUGCAGCUCGAGCUUUUUCGGUUAAUAAUUUUUUAACAUCAUCAAUUUGAACAAAAAGCUUUUUCAUUAGGAAUAAUUCUUAGUAUCAUUCUCAUCAUCAAAUAAUAUUUAUUCUACUACUAUUAACAGUUAGUGAUAUCCACAACAAUACUCCUCCAAAAUCUUAACAUCAAGAAACUUCUAAUAAUAACUCUUUCUACAUUUAAAAGAGUUUGAACACACUUAUCGCCUCACCUUAUCUCUUUCCUUCCAAAAUAAAAACAAUGAACGACACUGACCUUGACGAUCUCCCAGACAAUUUACCAAUGAGUGUAUCCCCUCGUUUCUCAACGAAAAUUGCAAAUCAACUCAAUGCAGUUGGUAACUUUUCAAAUCCUCAAUACCAAUUCAUACCAAAGAGAAGAAAACGUAUAACUAACAACAACAACAAUAAUCAUCAUUCACUUGCUAGAAAGCCUAGCGUAGAAGUUUUAGAAGUACAAGAAGAAGAAGAUUAUAGUAUUGACUCGGGUUCUUCAUCACCCUUGGGGCAGUCGGUUGGAACCCCAUUCACAAUAGAAGAACAGAAUGAACCACCUCAACAUAUUUCACACAUGAACGAAAGUCCGAUAUUCAAUGCAUCAGCAAGUUUUAUCAACAAUUCCAUCCUCUCCUCCAAGCGAAUGAAAACCAAAGAUCCCCUCAAUAAUUCAGAACCAACUGAAGACGAACACAAUACCUCCUACUCACACCCUGAUCAAUCUUCCUACCACAAUCAAUAUGGAGAGCAUUCCAAAUAUUCCAACAACCAGACCAAUAAUGACAAGAAGAUUAAAUAUCCAAGCGUUUUCAGGUUUAUGAAAACAACAACAGUUGGAGGUGAUAAUAGUGGAAGCGAUAGCAGUAGCCCAGAAGAAGACCUUAUUGUACAGACAAAUAACACCAACACAAGCACACAUGUGGCAAAUACUCCUCUAGGUGAACAAGGAUCACUACAUUCCUUCAGAAAGGAAGUUUUGGCCAAGAAGAGAGCUUCCCAUGACCAUGGAUCAAUGGCUCCUCUGAAUCAUAACACCUACCAAGAAGAUCCUUCACUUAAUAAGAUUAAGGAUGAAAUUCAUCAGAGAAGAAAGAAGAAUUUGAUGGGAGAUCCUGAACGAAAUUCACCAAUUCCACAACAACCUCAACAAGAUAUACUGCAAGGAAAUGAAGUGAGGCGAAAUAAGCUCGAAAGGCAAUUCACAAAUCAGCCAGUUGGUUGUAAAAACUAAACUUGUAAAUUAUUGCAAAUGUGCUCUAGACCUAGGUCCUUUCCAAGGCAACACUUUGGAAAUUGAAAUUUAACUUAUUAUAAAGUACAAUUUUUAU
This is a messenger RNA of Naegleria gruberi, 1406 nucleotides long. RefSeq lists its product as uncharacterized. NCBI's taxonomy places the organism in Eukaryota, Heterolobosea, Eutetramitea, Acrasida, Naegleriidae. The transcript has a single exon. Bases 323 to 1309 code for a protein of 328 amino acids. The record is from RefSeq and is a predicted model, not a curated record.